Messenger RNA from Pyricularia grisea, 972 nucleotides. RefSeq lists its product as uncharacterized. The record is from RefSeq and is a predicted model, not a curated record. Gene Ontology annotation, molecular function: 4-hydroxy-tetrahydrodipicolinate synthase activity. The transcript has a single exon. Lineage: Eukaryota; Fungi; Ascomycota; Sordariomycetes; Magnaporthales; Pyriculariaceae. The coding region runs from base 1 to 972 and encodes 323 amino acids.
AUGAGCACAUCUAACGGCCACGCCGGCAGCCGCCGUGCCCUACCCUGCGGGAUUUACGCCCCAACCAUGACCUUCUUCGACCCGGAGACGGAGGAGCUCGACAUCCCCACCAUCAAGAAGCACGCCGAGCGCUUGGCCCGGGCCGGACUGGCCGGGCUCGUCACCAUGGGCUCCAACGGCGAGGCGGUGCACUGCACGCGCGAGGAGAAAGUGGCCGUGACCAGAGCCACGCGCGAGGCCCUCGACGCCGCCGGCUUCCCCGCCGUGCCCAUCAUCGUCGGCGCCACCGAGGGCUCCGUCAAGGGCACCAUCGAGCUGUGCCGUGCCUGCGCCGACGUCGGCGCCGACGCCGUCCUCAUCCUCCCUCCCAGCUACUACCGCGGCUUCAUGGACGACGAAGCCAUCUCGAGCUACUUCCACGCCGUGGCCGACUCCAGCCCCAUCCCCAUCGUCCUGUACAACUACCCCGGCGCCGUGGCCGGCGUCGACAUGGACUCGGACCUCAUCAUCAAGCUGGCCCAGCACCCAAACAUCGUCGGCACAAAGUUCACCUGCGGCAGCACCGGCAAGCUGACUCGCGUCGCCGCCGCCACCAAGGCCAAGACCCCCUUCGCCGAGGGCUCCGGCUACAUGGCCUUUGGCGGCAUCUGCGACUUUACCGUGCAGACCCUGGCCAGCGGCGGCAGCGGCAUCAUCGCCGGCGGCGCCAACGUCAUGCCCAAGCUCUGCGUCAAGGUCUGGAACCUCUGGGCAGAGGGCAAGCGGGACGAGGCCAUCGAGCUGCAAAAGGUCCUGAGCAAGGGCGACUGGGUCCUGACAAAGGCCGCCAUCGCCGGCACCAAGCAGGCCAUCCAGAGCUACUACGGUUAUGGCGGUUAUCCCAGGAGGCCGCUCAAGAGACUGGACGCCGCCAAGGUCUCGGCCAUUGAGGAGGGCGUGAGGGAAAUUAUGGACAUUGAGAAGACGCUGUAG